CAGCUCCGCAGUAAAUGAACAACUUUCGUCUCGCAAUCGGCAUGGGGGAAUCACACGGAGUGUAAAAGAAAGAAAGAAUGGUAUUGUGCAAGUUUUUCGCUCAGGGAUAUUGCAGAUAUGGAGACAGCUGCAGGUUCGAACACCAAAAACCGGGUCAGGGUGGUGGAAGAGGUGGAAGUGGCAAAUCUGUCUCUUUUCGUGAUACCUUUGGCCAGAAUCAGAAUCCAUUUAAAUGGCUUGGGCAAGGACAGCGGCAGGACGGCCAUCAGGGCCAGGGAACCUCUCAGCUACCCAUGGCAACAAGGGACCUCAGUCCUACAGAAAUAAUGGAUUUGAUAUCCAAAGAGAUGACCGUUUGGGAGACCAGUAAGAUGUGGCCCUUCUCUUGCUAUACUUACAGCAAGGAGGAACCGUCUAUAUCAGGCUUUUCUGAUUUCUCACCAGAAGAGCUGAGAUUAGAGGGAUACCAAGCCAGAGCAAAUGGAACGUGGUCUGCCUAUCAACAGAGAGAGUCAGAACUUGCACGUGAGUACAUGGCGAGGCGACAAGAAUUCAAGAAACCCAAUCUCCAUGUGAAACAAAAGCUGCUUCAGGAGAUUGAGAAUGCCAGACAGAAAUCCACAAGUGGCAGUGGCAGUACUUUUGGUUCUCCAGGAUUCGGAGGCCAGUCUGGGUUGUUUGGGGGAACACAGAGCAGCUCCACUGGCAUGACCCAAAGCAUAUUUGGUGGAGGUCAGACCCAGGGACCAUCUGGAACUGCUACUGCCAGUGCUGGACUCUUCGGGGUAGGAAGUGGUGGCCAAGGUGCCAGUGGGGGCACCACGGGACUCUUUGGCAAGCCAAAUCCUACUGCGUCAGGGGGACCCGUCACAUCUCUCUUUGGAAAACCAACCAGCACCAUUUUUGGAGGUUCGUCACCUGGUGUUAACAAUAGUAACAAUACUGGAUUGUUUGGAAAGACUAGCUCUGGUACAGGGCUGUUCAGCUCUUCAAAUCAAGGUCAAGGUCUCUUUGGAGGUCAGAUAGGGUCACCAGGUCAAGGUCAGUCUGUGUUUGGGGGCCAGGCGACAUUUGGUGGUGGUGCUGCCAUACAGCAGAGUUCUCUAUUUGGAAAACCGCAGGCACAAGUGCAAGGGUUUACGCAGGCACAAUCUGGUUCACAACCAACUCAGACUGCAUCACACCUAACACAAUCAGGAGGUGUUCAGCCCUCUGGGUUUGGCUCACCCUUGUCUCAGCAAGCACAAUUAGGAGGACAACUACCACAAUCUCAUACACAGUCUACAAGUGCUGGACCACAUAAAUCUAGAUACACUCCACUUGACCAGUUAACUGAUGAGGAAAAAGAACAGUUUACAGCAGCAAAGUUUACCUUGGGGAAAAUUCCCACCAGACCUCCCCCUAAAGAAUUGUGCACAUAAGAUCUCCCCUAGCGUGCACUUUUAUAGAUGUUGUUAUUAUUCUUAUUAAUAUUAUUAUAUAUAAAAUUAU
This is a messenger RNA of Lingula anatina, 1491 nucleotides long. RefSeq lists its product as uncharacterized. NCBI's taxonomy places the organism in Eukaryota, Metazoa, Brachiopoda, Lingulata, Lingulida, Lingulidae. Gene Ontology annotation, molecular function: metal ion binding. The record is from RefSeq and is a predicted model, not a curated record.